Messenger RNA from Theobroma cacao (cacao), 2401 nucleotides. RefSeq lists its product as uncharacterized. The record is from RefSeq and is a predicted model, not a curated record. NCBI's taxonomy places the organism in Eukaryota, Viridiplantae, Streptophyta, Magnoliopsida, Malvales, Malvaceae. Gene Ontology annotation, cellular component: Ino80 complex.
AUGUCGAUGAUAGCAAAGAAAAGGAUCAGAGUUGAGAGUGUACCGGAGGCGGAUGACAUUGUAAAUGAUGGAGAGAUACCCGAUUUUUCUAAUCAAGCAAGGCUUAGUUUGGCACUGAACCCCAACAAACGUGGCAAACAGGUUCGUGUAAGUAAAUUGAAGGACAUUGGGUCGAAUGUAAUAUCAACAAGAAAGUUGGGAAUUCAAUCUCCUUCAAUACAAAGUGGAAUUAAAAGGAAGUACCUUGAAAUAGAUGGUUCUAUGCGAGAGCUUUCUUGUAAGGAACAUGAAGCUCAAUUUUGUAAUAUUUCAAGGACAGCUAAUCGUGCUAGAAUGGGUCCAAGAAGCAGUGACGGUGGUAUGGAAAUAGCAGAGCGCAGAAAUCCUACCCAGAGAGAUAUAGAAGCAGCACUAGCUUUGAUGCAAUUAUCAAAUGAUAUUUCAGGAUUGCUCAAGACGAAGAUGCAAUCACCAUCAUCAAAGGAAGACUGCCUUAUUCAGAGAAACCAAAACAUAAGGAAAGUUGGCGGUGGUUCUGCUUGGCUGCAGUCGGAGUAUAUGAAUGAUGAUGCUGUUGAGCAGCAUAAUCUGUACAAGAGAUAUCAGAAAUUUGGGACUAAAGAAGUAAGCUUACUGAAGCGGAGAAAAGCAGCAGACAGAACACAAAUGGGUACGAAAGUUGAACAUGAUUACCAUCGCAUCAAGGCUGAAAAGGACCUGGAAGAAGGUGAACUGCCCAUUUCUUCUUUGAAGAGAAAGAAACUGCCUAAAUCUUCUUUGGAGAAAUGUGGUUUAAAGAAAGUGCAAGCUGAGCCUGGUCUGUUCGAAGGGUCAACCGCUUGUUCAUCCUUUACUGUAUCAGCGGUUGGGAAUAGUACAGUUCCAGAGCCAAAACCAUUUAAGAAGCUGCAAUUCAAUUCAAUAUGUCCUACUGCUCAUAAGGGGUUCUCAUUCUCUAUUAUUCAUUUUCUUUCUGCCAUUCGCAUAGCAAUGAUUACUCCAGUUGCAAAAGGUGAUCCUUUAGCAUUUAGCAAGUAUGCUGCUAAAAGCAAUCCUAAAAGUGUUAACAGGUCUCAUGAGAGGAAGGGAAUGAGUAAUUCACAAGGAGAGCAGAUCAAUUUACCUUGUCUCACUAUGCAUGAAAUUGUUGAGCGUGUGAGAUGGAAUCCUGGGGAUCCUUGUAUUCUUGAAGCCCAGGAGCCACUUCAGGAUUUAGUUAGAGGUGCUCUAAAAUUAUUUUCUUCAACAACAGCACCUCCCGGUGCAAAGGCCUGGAAGGCUCUCACUCUUUAUUCCAAGUCAAACAAGAGUUGGUCCUGGAUUGGUCCAGUAGCUAUUAAGCCACACAACAAUAUGAAGGAAACUGUAUCUUCGGAAGCUUGGGGUCUUCCACGCAGUACCCUUCUGAAAUUGACCAAUUCCUUUGCAGAUUGGUUGAAAAUUGCUCAAGAGAGUCUUCAGAAGAUUAGAAACCUUCCUGAACCACCCUUGACUUUGAUGCAUCAGACUGUCAACAUGAAGGAAAGAUUAAGAGAGGUUAGACCUAGAAAAAUCGUGGCUACUAUCAGUCGAUGCCCUGAGGAAAUAAGGGACUAUUUUCGCAAGGAAGAAGCUGUUAGGUAUUCUGUUCCAGAGAGGGCCUUUUCUUAUACUGCAUUAGAUGGUAGAAAAUCCGCUGUUGCUCCAGUGAGAAGGUGCAGUGGCAAGCCAUCAUUAAAAUGCAGAGAACAUUUUAUGCUUAAAGCAGAUAGGCCACCUAAUAUCACGGUUCUCACUCUUGUGAGGGACGCGGCAGCCAGAUUGCCAGCUGGUAUGGGUACUAGAGCUGAUGUUUGUGUUCUCAUAAGAGACUCACAGUACAUUGUGGAAGACAUCUCUGAAGAACAACUUAGCCAGGUUGUUAGUGGUGCCUUGGAUCGAUUGCACUGCGAACAUGACCCAUGUGUGCAAUUCAAUCGAGAGAGGAGGUUAUGGUUCUAUUUGCAUGGAGACAGAGAAGAGGACGACUUUGAGCAUGAUGCUACUUCAUCUAUAAAGAAGCGGAGACGGCAACGAGAAAUCCCAUGAAGCUCCAAUGAAACUUCUACUAUCUCUUUGUAGUCAUGUUAAUUUCUCAUUCUUCGGUGCGGAGUACUGACAGUGAGAUGGUUUUUAGUGUGAAUUAUUAUGAUUUUUGUAUGAACCUUUCACAAAGAAAGCGUUCUGGAUGAAAGGGUUAAUGGAUUAUGAGUCCAAUUGUGUCAAUCAAGCAAUGAUUUUGGUUUUAGUUGGAUGAUGACUUUGUACUGGUAUCGUCCCAAACGAAGAUUAUGGUAUGCCAUAAUGAAAUGCUUCAAUGGGAAGAUUGUCAACUUUGUUUAUUUGGUAAAGUUUUUGGCUGAUUCUACUCAACAUUUCGGAC